Linum trigynum is the source of this 2259-nucleotide messenger RNA. Lineage: Eukaryota; Viridiplantae; Streptophyta; Magnoliopsida; Malpighiales; Linaceae. The record is from the annotation of a GenBank genome assembly.
AUGAAAGUUGAUGGGGAUGGAGAUAACGGUGGUAGGGUACUUAAUCACCUGCAGCUACCCUGUGUGAACGAGAGGGGUAUUGAGGAUGGAGUUGUGAAUAAAGAUCAGAAUUCUGUUGAAAUUGGUGUCUGCAAUGACAUUGAGAAUGUGAAAGAUCAGCAUGCUGGGAUCAUUCAGGUCCCAGCUCCAAUCCAAGUACCACAGCAACAACAAUCUCAAGGGACAUCAGUAUGUUGGGAAAGGUUCCUUCACCUUAGAACACUCAAGGUUCUGCUCGUGGAAAAUGAUGAUUGUACCCGUCAUGUUGUUGCUGCCCUUCUUCGUAAUUGCAGCUAUGAAGUUAUUGAAACGUCGAAUGGAGUGCAAGCUUGGAAGAUACUAGAGGACUUGGCCAAUCAUGUUGACAUUGUCUUGACUGAAGUUGUCAUGCCUUUUGUGUCUGGGGUGGGUCUUUUGUGCAAGAUAAUGACACAUAAAACACGCAAAAAUGUUCCUGUAAUCAUGAUGUCUUCCCACGACUCAAUGGGUUUGGUCUUCAAGUGCCUUUCAAAAGGUGCUGUUGAUUUUUUAGUCAAACCUAUACGAAAGAAUGAACUUAAGAUUCUCUGGCAGCAUGUUUGGAGAAGAUGCCAUAGUUCUAGUGGCAGUGGUAGUGAAAGUGCCAGUGGUACUCAAACUCAAAAGUCUGUUAAGUCAAAAAAUGUUGAGAAAUCGGGCAACAAUGCCAGCAGCAAUGAUGAUGAUGAUGAUGGGAGCUUUGGUUUAAAUGUUGGUGAUAGAAGUGAUGAUGGAAGUGGUACACAGAGUUCUUGGACAAAGCAAGCUGAAGAGGUGGAGAGCCCUCGAGCUUUGCCUCAAUGGGAUCAAGUUGCUGAGCGCCCUGACAGCACUUGUGCCCAAGUCAUUCACUCAAAUGGUGAAAUAUCCGGUAACAAACAAGUUCCUGUAUCCAAUGGAAAGGAACAUAAAGAGGAGCAACAACAACUUGAGAAUACUAGUAUUGUUAAAGAUCUUCAAAUUGGAGUGCCAUCAAAGCCAGAGUUGCAACUCAAGUAUGCAGCUGCUGAGGAUCAGAAGAAACUUGCAGGAACAAGGCCAAGUAAUCCGGUUGAGCAAGGGUGUAACGUAUUUGAUGAGAAUGACAGCAAGGAACUGCUAGAUAUUAAUAGUGCAAAUAAUUUUCAAUGUGAAGUUGGUAAGCCAGCUGGCCUCACUCAUAAUGCUAGUGAAGCAUACAUGGACACUACAGAAUGUAAGAUCUCAGAUACCGUAGUCAAGGGCAGUACUGACCCUAAGGGAACAGCGGCAUCAUUUGAAGUAAAUUUGAAGAGAGUUAGAGGAAGCAAAGAUGUUAGAAAGAGUAAUCAGGAUGAACGCAAUGUACUAAGACGUUCAGACUCUUCAGCCUUCUCAAGGUACAAUGCAGCAGCUUCAAAUACAUAUAAGGCUACUUGGGGCGGGAACUCCCAAAGCAGUCCUCCUGUUGUUUCGAGCUUUGAUGUUGCCAGAAAGGGAGCAUUUCAUGAAUUUUGCUCUCAUUCUAACAACAAUAUUCCUAACCAGCGGUCAAAUGUGGGUAGCAACACUGUUGACAUGGGAUCCACGACGAACAAUGCUUUCCUUGAUUCAUCAGUCUCGAAAAACAAAUCAGCAGUAACAUCCAUGGUCAAGCAUGCAGACCCUCCAUGUACUAUUCCUCCAAAAAUUGCCUUGGAAACAGCUGCUGAUAAAUUGGUAGCAACUACAACACUGUCUCAACCAGCUAAGCAUGAUGAUUCUGCAUCGAAGAAGAAGGUGAUGACAACUCCGCAUGGUGGGUUAUCCAAUGGCCACUGUGGUGGGCCUCUUGAAGGCAAUAACGCUUGCAAUUGCAGCAUCCAUGGAAGUGCAUCAGGUAGUAACCACGGGAGUAACCAUGGGAGUAACCAUGGUAGUAAUGGGAACAACAAUGGAAGCAGCCCAGCGGCAGUUGAUGCUGGAGGAACUAACAUGGAGAGUGGUAAUGGAAUUGCUGAGAGGAGUGGAGGUGGUGGGAGCGGCAGUGGUAGUGGCAGCGGAGACAAGCUAGAUCCGAGCAGGGUUUUACAGAGAGAAGCUGCCCUGACCAAGUUCCGUCAGAAGCGGAAAGAAAGAUGCUUCAGGAAAAAGGUUCGGUAUCAGAGCAGGAAGAGACUUGCGGAGCAGAGGCCGAGAGUGAGGGGGCAAUUCGUGCGAAAAGAUGCCAACGAGAGCACUAGUGGAGAAGCGACAGAUAACUAA